AUGUUGGGGCCCCCGCUGCGCAGCACUGGUUUCUGGAGGGGCGCCUCGGGCGCCCCUGCAGCAGCAGCAGCAACUGGGACACCAGCAGCAGCACGGACUGUCUCUGCUGUUGCUGCUGCUGCAGUCAGGCCCCGAGUGCAGCAGAUAAAGCACGAGGUAAUUUAUGUGGCCAAUCCCAAGACCUUCAUUUGCAGUGUAUGCACACUUCCCAUGGCCCAGACCUGCAGAACCCUUCCUUGCCUUCACUUGGCAUGCGGGUCUUGCACUGAGCAAAUGCUGUCCACAGGGCAGUGCCGCGUGUGCAGUGGCCGUCUGCAGGGGGCCGAAGAGAUAGGGCCUUCUGUGUCGCUGUACACCUGCAGCAGCAGCGGCUGCUGCUGCUGCUUCCUUUCUGAAGCCUCGCUGCAGUACCAUGAGCGGCAGCACGGACUGGAGAAGCAGCUGGCCUUUAUUGACGCUGCAGCAGCUGCUGCAGCAGCUGACGCACCAGCAGCAGCAGACGCAGAUGCCUUCAUUGUUGCACUUGAGGAGCAGGGGCAGCUCACGCCAGCUCAGGAGCAGCAAGAGCCUUUUGCUGCUGCGUCUGCCGCAACAGAUCAGCAGCAGCAGCAGCAGCAGCAGUCGCAGCCGAUGCUUUCACCGCCCACGGCGCAGCAGCAACCGCAGCAGCUGAAUGCUUGGCAGCAGCAGCCGCAGCAACACCAUGUGCAGCACCAAACAACGAAGCAAGUGCAGCAGCCACAGCAGCAGUUGCUGCCCCAGCCGCAGCAGCAGCCGCAAGGGCAGGAGGUGCAGCAUCAGGCCACACCGCAACAGCAGCAGUAUCUAGAGAACCAGCAGCAGCAAAUGCAGCAGCAGCAGCAGCAACAGCAGCAGCAUUUGCUGCACCAGCAACAACUAGUGCAGCAGCAGACGAAUCAGCAGGCACACCAGCAGCAGCCGCUGCAGCAGGUGGGGCAGCCGCCCGCAGCACCCUGGGCUGCAGCUGCGCCAGCUCACGUUGCUGCUGCUCCCGUCCCUGCAACUUCUGUUGCUGCAGCACCCCUUGCUCCUGCUGCUGCUGCUGCUGCACCUGCCCCCGUGCAGCCUGCAGCGGCUACAGUGCGUACACCGCUGCAGCUACAGCAGUCCGUCAGUCAGCAGCAGCAGAAGCUGAAGCAGCAGCAGCAGCUUUUGCUGCAGCAGCAGCAGCAGCAGCAGCAAGAUGCAGAGGACGACAACCUAGACGACUUCCUGUAG
Molecule: messenger RNA, 1239 nt
Organism: Eimeria tenella
Lineage: Eukaryota; Apicomplexa; Conoidasida; Eucoccidiorida; Eimeriidae
Exons: 3
Coding region: 1-1239 (412 amino acids)
Biological process (GO): regulation of cell adhesion; protein ubiquitination
Molecular function (GO): ubiquitin protein ligase activity
Source: RefSeq, a predicted model, not a curated record